GGAGGCGUGGGAAACAGCAGCGUAGGCCUGGGUUGACGUUGUCGCCAUUUUAAAUGUGGCAAAGGUUCACUUACUUAAUUUCUCAAUAAUUGUCCUGUGCAUAAUCAACUAUGGUAGUAUUCCUUACACAACGUCACUCUCCUAUAAAAUGCUAUUACACCGUAAUUCGCACACGCGCAUUAUUGUAAUGACUUCCUAUGAGCGUGUGAUAGAGAGCGCAAGUGACAGCAUCAAUAGCGGAAGUUUCUCUCGUCCUCUCCAAUCUCGUUCUAACCAAACACUUCUCUCCAGCAAGCCUCACAUCCAGCGAUCAAAGAGAGAGAGAACUAAAAGGUAAGAUGCUGAGUGCGUCCACCCCGACCCAGACGCCCCCAAGCGGAGAGGACAGUUCUGGUUCUGACAGGGGGUCAGAGGUCAGUGUUGGAGCUCCAGCCACAGAGACAGACCGCUUCGGCUUCAUCCUGGGGAAUGGAUCCACUGCUGGGAGUGAAGGCCCGCCCCCUGAGCUCGUUAGACAGAGAGAGGCCAAGUGGAUCAACAUCAUAAGCCAAUGGGAUCGUGUCUUACUAAAAAAGUCCAGCAAGGUCAAAGAGCAGUGUCAGAAAGGCAUCCCAGCAUCCCUCAGGGCUAAGUGUUGGCCACUGCUGUGUGGCGCCACAGACAGAAUGCGCCACAACAAGGACCUCUAUCAGACUCUGGACUCCAGACCCGCACUACAGAGCUGGGUGGACAUUAUAGAGAGAGACUUAGACCGCCAGUUCCCCUUCCAUGAGAUGUUCCUCUCCAGAGACGGCCAUGGACAGCGUGGUCUGUUCCGGGUGCUGAAGGCCUUUACUCAGCUGAAGCCUGAGGAGGGUUACUGCCAGGCCCAGGGACCUGUAGCAGCUGUACUGCUGAUGAACAUGCCUACUGAGCAGGCAUUCUGGUGUCUGGUGCAGAUCAGUGAACAGUACCUCCCUGGCUACUACAGUCCCCUUCUGGAGGGGGUUCUCUUUGACGCAGCCAUGCUGACCAGGGUGCUGAAGAGGACGUGUCCCGCGGCUCACAAGCACCUGCAGAGACACGGCGUGGAGCCUCUGAUGUUCGCCACCGAUUGGUUGAUGUGCCUGUUCACACGCCACCUACCCUUUAACACCCUGCUCAGGGUCUGGGACCUGUUCUUCUGCUACGGAGUGCGUGUGUUGUUCCAGGUGGCGGUGGUGUUGGUGCGCAGGGCUCUGGGCCGGGUGGAGCAGAGGGAGGCGUGCGAGGGCCAGAUGGAGACUCUGGAGAGGCUGAGGGGUGUGAGGGAGCAGGUGCAGCAGGAGGACGAUACUUUCAUUGCAGAGGUGUGUUCUGUCCCCCUGUCAAGUAAGGAUCUGGAGAGGCAGACGGAGAGAGAGCUGGAGAAGUGGAGAAUGGAACGGCCCGCCUCCACCUUUGAUCCCCGGGGUCGUUGCCACGGAUAUCGGAUGGCGUGGGCGAGGGUUCAAGAGAGGGAGGAGGAGAGGAACAGGAAGGAGAGGGAGAAAGGGAACCUGUCCCUCCCUCUGAUUCGCUCGCCCUCCCUCCUCUCUCUCUCUCCCUCGCUCCUCCGCAAGAGGUGGAUGACAGGGAGUAGGACAGACAUAGGGGAGUGGGAGGGAGAAGGCAGAGAGGUGAGGAAGGUCUCAGAGGAGGUGUGGGAGGAGAGAAGCGAGGGAGGGAAUCUGAGGAGAAGAAGUGAGAUGGAUGGUAGUCCAGUGAGGGCUCCGGGUGUUCCACGUCCACCUAGAGAGGACAGGGCCCCAGUGGAAAGGAGAGAACCGUUAGAACACAAAGAACCCUUAGAACAGGAGGACAGAAGACAGAAAACUCAGCUGACCCCAGAUUCAGACGGAGAACCUUCCCAGCAGCGUCAGCUCACCUCUGACCACAGCGUCACCUCACAGGGCCAGGGAGAGGAGCAGGGGGGUUUCAACCAGACACCGGUCUCUGAGCAGCACAGCGACAGACAGACACAGGAAACUGAUCACAGUAAAGACACCAUGCAAAGACAGGAAGUACUGAACAAACAGUCAACAGCGAGUGCAAAUAUCAUCACAGUGCAUAUAGCGACAGAGACGAAGGGUGAGGCAGAGAAAAGCAAGGAGACAGAGACACAUGCAGAAGCAAAGACAGAGGAGGAAACUGCUCCACACACACACACAGAACUGAAGACAUACACAGAAGCAAAGACAGAGGAGGAAACUGCUCCACACACAGACACAGAACUGAAGACAUACACAGAAGCAAAGACAGAGGAGGAAACUGCUCCACACACAGACUCAGAACUGAAGACAUACACAGAAGCAAAGACAGAGGAGGAAACUGCUCCACACACAGACCUGAAGACAUACAUUGAAGCAAAGACAGAGGAGGAAAUGGAGGCAGAGGUACAGAAAGGACUACACACAGAUAAAAGUGUAGAGACCGAGACGGACAUGGGGUCAAAAGAGACAGCGACUCAAACAGAUGUGAAUACAGACACAGAGACAGCGACUCAAACAGAUGUGAAUACAGACACGGAGACAGACACACAACAAGAGGCAGAUGUAAACUUGGAGGCAGAAACAGACACGGGCUCACUGACCGAGAGAGACAAAGGCACUGACACAGACACACACACCGACAAGGAGAUACAGGCACGUACAGAGAUCCAUUCACACAAAGGGACAGAGACGCACACAGAUGAAAAAUCUGAGGCAGAGAGAGAAACGGCGUUAGAGACACAUACAGAACCAGAGAGACAGGAAGAACACGAGUCAGUGAUGCACAUAGAGGCAGACACAAGAGUAGAGGCAGAGACAGACUUGGGGUCACAGAUUGAGGCAGAAACACAGAUGGACAAAGAAUCAGAGAUACAGGUAGAUGUAUACAUAGGGAUUGAGACGCGCACAGAGAAAGCCACUGACACAAACACAGGGAUAGAGACGACCAUGGAGUCUCCACAUGACAUUCAGAGACACACAGAGACAGCAAAGACAGAGGUACAGUACACAGAGCCCUCUAGCAUAAUACCAGCCAAUCAGAGCCAGGUUUCUCCAGAGUUGACAUCUACUACUGAGCCUGCGGAGGAGAGGGACUCAUCAGAACAGAAGCUUCCUGAAAAAGCCCAGAGUCCAGUCACCAUCCAUCCAGGUCAGGAGACCCAGAAAGUCAGAGAGAGUGAAGGAGAGAAAGCCUCAACUGACAUCCUUCCACCAUUACAUCAGAGGGAAUCACUGACAGGUGACUUCCCUCACAUACCUGACAACCCAAAGUCACAAAGUCAGAGUGAGUCUCCCCCUCCUGCAGACUCAAAGGCUGACUCUGGCAACUCGGUGUCCACACAAAUUGAUGUCUCGUCCCAAAGGACUACGCCCUGUGAUGGACCGUGGGCAACCCCUUCCGGAGACUUCCGGCUCUGCAAAUCCUCCAGCUCCCGAAGGCUCACCCGCAGGCUCUCUGAGGAUCUCUUCACUAACCCCAACCAAUCACAACCCACCUUCACACAAUCCAAUCAAUCAAAUAUAGGCUUCAUUCAGUCCAAUCAACCACAACCCACAUCUCCCAUUCAGGUACCAAAGCACCCAGAAUCACCCAAACGAGUGACAGGGAGCAACCCGGACACUGUCCCACCUCAGACUGGGCCUACCGACACCCCCAGGCUAUUUGGUCUCUUCCGCAGGCUCAAAGGGGAGCAACCAAGGCAGGACAAGGAGAAAGGGGAGCACAAAGUCCCCAUUCCUCAAAUCCUGAUCCAGGACUUCAGUGAUGGGACGGGUGAGGGGAGCACGGUCAGGGGGGAGGAAGAGGAGAACCUGAGCUCCAGAGAGAGGAGGAGGAGACGGAGGGAGCAGGAG
Salvelinus sp. IW2-2015 is the source of this 3842-nucleotide messenger RNA. It is a transcript of the gene tbc1d10c, whose product is annotated as TBC1 domain family, member 10C. NCBI's taxonomy places the organism in Eukaryota, Metazoa, Chordata, Actinopteri, Salmoniformes, Salmonidae. The record is from RefSeq and is a predicted model, not a curated record.